GACUGGAGACCCAGGCGAAUAGAGAAAUAGGCUACCUGUUCAUGGAAAUCAAACGGUGAUCUCUUAUUGUUUGAGAGCCGGACGAGAUGUAGGAUAACGGUUGGCUUUGUCUGUAAACUGGAGCAAUGACUACCACCACCACAAUACCUGCGAAGGGUCAAGGAUUGGACAGGUGUGUUACCUGUGGAGCGCGUGGAGGGGCUAGCAGAUGUGCAGCCUCGAGUUUAGACUGAUCGGUCACCCACACCUCUUUGCCUGUGUGUUAGCGCCACAUGGAUGCUAUACCUGGUUGGAACACAAAGCACAUGGUAAGCAUGCCGGCCUCUCCGAGCCACCACCUUGCCUGUGUCCUCACCUCGGCUUCCCCCUGAGACCCAGGCACCACCUGAAACUGUUAUUCGGUCGGCCCAUUCUAACCGGAGCACCAUGGUGAGAUGACCAACCGCUCAAUAAUCUGCCAGACCUCAUUCUAUGCGUCUUUGUUGGACACACAAGAUUGGUCUGCCUGCGCUCGGGGUUUCCUUUGUAACAAAGGGUUUACGCAGAGCGGUGUGGACAGGGCAGCAGAGCGCCCGGAGUUUGGCUGUGGGGUUUGGCACCUCUUUGUUGUAUAGAUGGCAGCGGGACCAGAGCGGCCGGUGGCGGAGGCGCAGCCACAGGACCGGGAACAACCGCCACCGGAGAACGGCUUCAUGCCGCUGGAGCAGACACAGGCACCUAGGCUCCUGCCGCACGUCGACGGCUCGGUACUACCGUCUCUCGGGGGAUUUGGGAAACACCAAAAACAGCUCGUUGUUCUGACGUGGAUACCGGCUUUAUUUAUCGGAUUUAGCCAGUUUUCGGAUUAUUUCCUUUUGGCGCAACCAAAAGGCACGUGCGUGCAGCCUCUUGUUAACGGAAGUAAUUGGACCGUUGGUUUUUCAAAGUUACCGGUGACCGCCACGAACGGAGACAUUGUUAAGCCCGUGCCUUACAGCGGCGGCAUGGAGUGCGAGUGCAAGGAGUGGACACUCGAGCUGCAGACGGGACUCAGUCAGAACGUGGUUACCAAGUGGAACUUGGUGUGUGAUUCAGCCUGGAAGGUUCACAUCGCUAAGUUCUCUUUCCUAGUGGGAUCUAUCUUCGGCUACCUGGUGAUGGGAGUCGUAGCCGACUGGUUCGGUCGUCAACCUGUUCUGAUCGUCUCGGUGCUGUUCAUGUUGGUGUUUGGUUUGAGCGUAGCGUUCUCCUUCAACGUGACUAUGUUCAGCACACUGCGUUUCUUUGAGGGUUUCUGUCUAGCUGGCCUCACUCUCUCCCUCUACAUACUGAGGAUUGAGCUGUGCCUGCCAGGCUGGCGUUUUUCCAUGACCAUGGUGGCCAGUUUCCUCAUGGUGGGCGGUCAGCUGGUGAUGCCCGGGGUGGCGGCUCUGUGUCGUGAUUGGCCGGACCAGGAUGACUGGCAGGUCCUGCAGAUCAUGAUCAUUUGCCCCUUCAUCCUGAUGCUGCCCUACGUCUGGAUCUUCCCAGAGUCCCUGCGUUGGCUCCUGGCCACCCAGCACUACGGCUGCUCUAAAGCCAUGAUGCUCCGCAUCGCCAGGAAGAACCAGGUCGACAUGACAACUGAACCCAGCGGUAUUCUAGCAGAACUGGAACGUGAGCUGCAUAAGAAGCCAAAGAGGACCUGCAUCAUCAAGAUGACCAGCACCAGAAACUUUUGGAAGAACCUCGUGGUGCUCUGUGUCAACUCGUUGACGGGGUACGGUAUCCACCACUGUUUUGCCCGCAGUAUGAUGGACCCAGAGGCCCCUGUGUCGGCCAUGUUCAAUGCCGACUACUACACCAUGGCCGGCAUCGCCGUAGCAACCUGCCUGGCGCUGUGCCCGGCCGUGGCGUUCAUGGGACGUCGGGGCGGACUCCUCACCUUCAUGAUCAUCACCGCCCUGGCAUCACUGCUGCAGCUGGGCCUGCUAAACUUGAUUGGGAAGUACAGCCUUCGCCAUGACACAGUUCUGAGGGACACACUAAACAGGAAGUUCUCUGUGGCAUUCUCCAUCAUCGGAAUGUUCUCCUCGCGCGCCGUCAGCACCCUCAGCAUCUUCUUCUGCGCUGAGAUCACUCCCACCGUCAUCAGGGGUGGUGGUCUGGGUCUGGUCCUGGCCAGUGCUGGUUUCGGCAUGCUGACGGCCCCUAUCAUGGAGCUCCACAACCAGAAGGGCUACUUCCUGCACCACAUGAUCUUCGCCGCCUGCACCCUGCUGUGUAUCAUCUGCCUGCUACUGCUGCCUGAGCCGCGCAACCAACCCCUGCCAGAGAGCCUCGUGGACGGGGAGAGCUACACCCGCCAGCCCCUGCUCACCCACCGGCCUGGAGAACAGCACCUCCUUCUCACCAAGCCUGGGGAUAGGGACUUAUACUCCCGCGUCCAUGAUACGCCGCUGCAUCUUACGACCACCGGGGGCGCCACAGCAGCAGCGGCUACUGCUCUUGCAGCAGUGUCUACGUCUUUUGCGUACGCUACCGGAGGAGAGGUGAUCAGUAAUAGUAUGGUGGUAAAUGGCGUGGGAGGGUCAUUGUAGCAGCAAACACACACAGACAGAGGAUAGGACAAGACUGUGGGGAUAGCUUGAACUGCCCCACUCCUGGUCAUGACUGGUCUGAUUCAUUCAGUCCUGCUGGUAAGAUUCUUCCAUGAGGAACUCUUUCAUUUAAAAAAAAAAAAACCUUCCGUUGGGUUUAAUGGAGAAAUGAUGACCCUCUCAUUAUCACCCUCAGACACUCAAUAUGAUUUAUUAAUAUGAUUUAUGAAGUAUUUGAGGGCCUGCAAUAGAACAGGAUAUUCUUGAAACAAACGAUGGAGUUAUUCACACACCUGUGUAAGUCUUUGCAAUGAACAGAAACUCAUUACAAUGACUUACAUCUAUUUGUGCCCAUAGGGUAGUUGUUGCCACGGGUUGGCGGUGUGUCUAUGGGUACCGUGGUCCCAGCAUGGGACUGGGGAGGGAUGUCAUGGUGUCGGUUGUACGUUCUAAGCAGAGUGGUGUACUCUAAACACACAGAGAGACACAUAUAGAGCAGCAGAGCAGACAUGUUUUCAUUUGAAAUGUCUUUCAACAGGGAUGUGUGCUCUAUGCAUUUCAAAUUCUAUUAGCGUAACUUUUUUUGCACUAAAAUUCAAAGUUCAAUCAAAUGUAAUCAAAAUGUGUCAGUCAGCUCGUUUGAGACACUGGUUGUGGGUGACACUGCUGCACUCUAAAUGUAAUAAAAGGAGAGGUCAGGCCUAUAUACUGAAGCCUAUUUGAUGGGUUCAAUUGUGAAUUUCUGCCUCCCACCCCCCUGUCAAAAGUCCAAGUUGGCACUUUAUCCUUAGUAGUAGUAUAAUCAAUGUAAAUACUUAAGAAAACGGAGUACUGCAGCCCCUAUUAAAUGUUGGCGCCAGCCGGAAACCUAAAGAAACUGUGAUGGCUUAGGAAAUUAGUUUGGACUUUGAAUUUUUUUGUGUUUUUAUUUCCAUAUUCUAUGGAAAAAUCAAAAGGCAUCGAGUGUUGAGUGGACAAUACUAAUGUCCAGUUAGUUACUAGUAUAUCUGCGUCCCAAAUAGCAGUCUAUUCCUUACAUAGUUCACUACUUUUGAGCUUUGACCAGAGCACUAUUGGCCCUGGUCAAAAGCAGUGCACUACAUAGGGAAUAGGGUGCCAUUUGGGAUGCAGACUGUCUACUGCUACUACUAUGAAACAUCUCAAGUUAUUGAAUGGCUUUAUCACAAUGGUUGUUCAGUUUUAAAAAUCCUCUGAUUUCAACUGGACAGGUGACUGAAAAUAAUCUGUAAUCAGUAAUUCAGUAUUUAUUUUUUGUCUCGUUGCCAAGGGGAUUAUUGUCGCUUGACAUUACCUCUAGUUUAAGCUAAUUUUCACCUGGUAAAAAAUGUUAGUUGUAUAUUGCUGUUUUUAGUACCUGUUUAAACCGCUCUCUAGCACGGUUAAAUAAUCUCUGGCCAUGCCAUGAAUCACAAUGUCUAUAGGGGUUUUGAAAUGGUUAGUGUCUAGAAUAGAUUACGUUAUAAUGCAAUAGAGUGAUCUAGUUAGAAUAGCUGUGGCUGACAGAGUGUUUGUAUACAAACUUUAUACCCUUACAAAUGAUUGAAUACCAAAUGUAAGGUCUGUAUUAAUGUGCCAUCCAUUGACAAUGCAUGGACUAUCAUACGUUUUAAAUACUAUGCAUAUCAAAUAGUUUUCAUAGCACAUUUCGUCACACGUAUAGAUGACCUUAAAAAGGCCAAGUCUAUACAUUUCUACCAUGAACUAUAUUUGAAGCAAAUGGCACAUAUUUUGACCACUUGUAUGGUUUAUUUGUAAAUGUUUUCAGCGAUGAAAUGUUGUGGUAAAUAAAAUGAAUUUCCAUGAGUGAUCGAUUGUCAACCACUAAUAUUUUGUACGUGUUUAUUUUUUAUAUAUGAUGCAUUUGCAAUAUUAAAGCCAUAAAUGUUGUUUUGAUAAUAAACUUGUUGAUUAUGUCAAAUAAAUGAACUA
This is a messenger RNA of Oncorhynchus nerka (sockeye salmon), 4508 nucleotides long. RefSeq names its product solute carrier family 22 member 23 (gene slc22a23b). Gene Ontology annotation, molecular function: transmembrane transporter activity. Lineage: Eukaryota; Metazoa; Chordata; Actinopteri; Salmoniformes; Salmonidae. The coding region runs from base 615 to 2558 and encodes 647 amino acids. The record is from RefSeq and is a predicted model, not a curated record. Gene Ontology annotation, cellular component: membrane. Gene Ontology annotation, biological process: transmembrane transport. The transcript has 10 exons.